This is a messenger RNA of Leptopilina boulardi, 2384 nucleotides long. It is a transcript of the gene Tektin-C, whose product is annotated as tektin-1. The transcript has 6 exons. The record is from RefSeq and is a predicted model, not a curated record. Lineage: Eukaryota; Metazoa; Arthropoda; Insecta; Hymenoptera; Figitidae. Gene Ontology annotation, cellular component: nucleus; microtubule cytoskeleton. Bases 643 to 1866 code for a protein of 407 amino acids. Gene Ontology annotation, biological process: cilium assembly; cilium movement involved in cell motility.
AACUACAGCAGUUUACAUUUGUAGACAAUUUAUUUCAAAUUUUAAAAACUUUUGCAAUUCAAUUCUUAAAAAAAAUUUAAUUUAAAAAUCUGUAAAACUUAAUUCGUCAGAAAUUUUUUUGUCCAUUAAUAAGUACUAAAAACUGUGCAAAAGUUUAAAAUUUGAAUAAAAUAAAGUUUUAAAAAUGGAACUUUAAGAAUUAUUUUUAGAAAUUUGUCCUACUUAAUUAAAAUUUUGAAAAUUUGUCUUUUGUUAGUUCGAUUCUGAAAUAUUCUAAAUAAAUUUUCUUGAUAAAAUUCUUAUAGAAUUCUUCUUAUUAAGGAAUUAAUAAAAUGAAUAUAAUAUCUAAUUAUUUUAUCAGUUUUUGGAAAAUGAAAACCAAAAAAUUUUAGUAUUUUAUAUUUUUUUCAAUUUGAAGUUCUUUUACAAUAAUAAAAAAAGGGGAGGAAGGUCGCAUUGUUUCCGCGCCGGUAGCGUAUGUAUUUAAUUUUCAAUGUUAAUUUCUAUAGCAACAAGCUGUUGACAUUAUUGAUGAAAGUGUUACGAAAUUUCGGGUUGUAAAUUUGUUAUCUCUAAUUUCGUAAAUUAUAAACAUGUUUGUUUGUGUUUGUUAAAUAAAUUUUUUGAAGAAAAUUAAAAAAUAUGUUCAAAUUAAAUAUAAAUAAUAUGGUAGCUGCCAAUUCAUCUUGUACUAAUAAAUUUACUCCAGACCAAUGGAUAAACAAUAAUGAAUACAGACUUGCAUGCAGUAAGGCACAUCGUAGUUCAGCAGAACGCCUCAUUUUCGAAGUUAAACGUAUCGCCGAAUUAACAGCAGAAAAGGAUAGAUUGAAUAAAGAAGAAACAGAUUACCAUUUAAAAGAAAAUAUCAAAACAAUAGAAUUUUCGAAAGAUGAACUUUUUGAAAUUCAGAAAAACGUCGCUCUUGAAAUAGAUGCUCUACUUGUUGGGAUAAAAAGAAUUUCAAAUACUUUGAAUAAUGAAUUUGAAAGUGCUUAUCUAAUUUGUGGAAAAUGCCUUUUUGCCAGAGAACAUCGUAUUGGAAUUGAUUUGGUUUAUGAUGACGUACAAAAAGAGUUGCAUAAAGAAAAUGAAUUGAUACAAAGAAUAAAAAUUAUUUUAUUUCAAGUACUUGAACAAUCUCAAGAACAAGUUAGAAAAUUAAAAUCUAUUUUAUAUCAUAUGAAUCAUGAUCUUGAAGGUAAAGAAUAUAAUUUAAAUGUUCAUCAAGAAAAUUUAAACUCUAAGGAAAGUUGCUUAGAUCUGAAUUCUCAUCGUGGAAAAUUUAAUCACAACUCGAUAACUACAUUACAGGAAUGGGAAAUUCAAUGGCGGGAAAUUAUUUUAACCGGUACUAAAGAAAUAAAUACAGCUAAUACAUUGCGAAGUUAUGUAGAUAAAAGCUUGAAGCGAGCUAUUGAUGAUUUAAAUAAACAAAAGAAAUUAACAGACGAAGCUUUUAAGAAAAGAAUCGAACAAACUAGUGAAGCAAAGAUAAAAUUAGAGAAUGAACAUUCAGAAAUUAUUCGCCAGACAAAAACAUUGGGUGGCCAAAUCACAAAUUUGGAAAAAUCAAUUGCACAAAAAGAAAAUUCAAUGGCACUUGUUUUUAAACAGUUAAACAAUUGCUGUAAAAAAGAGGAUUCGAUAUCACUAUAUGAUGUAUAUAAUAAAUCAUUAAUUGCGGAAGUCGUGGAUCAGAGGAAAAUAAUUUCAGAACUUCAAAGAAAAUUAUAUGAUGCUCAAACUUGUAUGCGUUCUUUAUUUAAAAUUCAAAUCCAGUUGGAGGAAGAUAUUAAUAUUAAAAGUAAUACAAUAAAAAUUGACGAAGUUGAUUGUAUGACUCUACGGCAAAUUUUGGAGUAGUUUUGUACUACAGUCAGGUCUCACAAAGUGACCAAAUUCUAUCUUUUUCUAAAUCCCCACCUUACUUCUACCCUCUCCAUAGUUGAAAGAUAGUUCCACCAGAGCCGAGUCACAAAAUAAAGAAAGGCCCCCAGGCAACUUAUAUUGUAUUGAAUAUAAUUUCUUAAUAAAUUAUAUUACUUUUAUUGAGAAAAAAAAAUACAAUGGUGAAUAUUUUAUAAUCGAUUUUUUGUUUAAUUUUUUUAAAUAGAAAUUCUUCGAUAUUAAAAUUAGGCUAAUUAUUUAUAGAAUCCACUUUCUUAACCCUAGAAGGAGUAACUGGGGUGUCUAGACACCCCAAGCCACAUUCAAAGUAUUUUCUUGACUUAACCAUUCAUUUUUUCGCGACGGGACCAUAACGAUAAUUCAAUUUGUACAUCUGACCGAAAUUUUUGCUCCAGGAAAAGCUCUGUAUCGAAUUGAAAUACGUGUGGGGUAUAUUUACACCCCAGUUAUCCCCUAACGUUACAAAAUAGACU